Molecule: messenger RNA, 2494 nt
Organism: Mangifera indica (mango)
Lineage: Eukaryota; Viridiplantae; Streptophyta; Magnoliopsida; Sapindales; Anacardiaceae
Product: subtilisin-like protease SBT2.5
Exons: 9
Coding region: 1-2430 (809 amino acids)
Biological process (GO): proteolysis
Molecular function (GO): serine-type endopeptidase activity
Source: RefSeq, a predicted model, not a curated record
AUGCCUCGUUGCACCUUCAUUCUCUUCAUCUCUUUUAUUAUAAUCUCCAACUAUCUAGCUUCAGAAGCUAAGGUCUUCAUGAUUUUAAUGGAUGAAGAACCUGCUAUUUCUCCCCAAAAUGAACAAUCUUAUCUCAGGAAUUAUACUGAUGAUGUGGUGGUGUACAAAGAGAGGAUUAGUAGUGGGCAUGACAGAUUCCUGGAGUCUCUUCUCCAUAGAGAUUCCUACACCAAACUCUACAGCUACACUCAUUUGACCAGUGGAUUCGCAAUCCACGUUGAGUCUGAAGAGGUCCUCAGCGCUCUUCAAAAUGCAAAGGGAGUUAGAGCCAUCUAUGAAGAUGUAAAAAUGAAGAAGCUAACAACGCAUACUCCUGAAUUCCUCGGAAUUCCUGACCAAGUUUGGCCCAUUUUUGGGGGAUCAGACAAUUCGGGUGAAGGGGUGGUGAUAGGCUUUAUUGAUACUGGUAUUAAUCCUGAACAUCCUAGUUUCUCUAGCAGGUCCUCUAGGGGAACUCUGAGUAGAGGUAAAUUCAAAGGGAUAUGUACUACUGGGGAGAGGUUUCCCAGGGAAGCAUGCUCUGGUAAGAUAGUAGGAGCUCAUUAUUUUGCACGAGCAGCAAUUGCUCAUGGUGAUUUCAACUCCAGUCGCGACUAUGCAUCUCCUUUUGAUGCUGACGGUCACGGAAGCCACACAGCAUCAACAGCUGCAGGAAACUACCAUGUACCUGUAAUUGUUAAUGGCUUCAAUUAUGGAUAUGCUAGUGGCAUGGCUCCAGGAGCAAGGAUUGCUGUGUAUAAAGCUCUUCAUACUUUUGGAGGUUAUAUGUCUGAUGUUGUGGCUGCUAUUGAUCAGGCAGUGGAAGAUGGAGUAGAUAUAAUAAAUCUCUCUGUAGGCCCUUCCACCAUCCCUUCUGGUUCUACCGCCUUCCUCAAUUUACUAGAAUUGGAGCUCUUGUUUGCAGUCAAAGCUGGAGUUUUUGUUGCUCAAGCUGCCGGCAAUGGUGGCCCUUACUCCACUUCAAUUCUUUCUUUCAGCCCAUGGAUCACAAGCAUUGCUGCAUGUGUCACUGACCGGAAGUACAUCAACACAAUAAGUUUAGGCAAUGGACAAAGCUUCUCUGGCACAGGCCUUGCGCCUCCAACAGCUGGAACAAUAUAUUAUCCUAUAGCAGCAGCUGUUGAUGCCUGUCUGAGGAACACUACCACUGGCAUUGCAUCGCUUGAGAGCUGUCAGCGUCCGGAGCUCUUCAUCCCAUCCCUAGCUCGAGGGAAACUAAUUAUCUGCACAUACUCGUUUGAUUUUGAGUACGAAGCUGCAACUCUUGCAGCCAUCGCAGAUAACAUUAAAAACAUGGCGGCUGCAGGAUUUAUCCUCAUAAUGGACCCUGAUAUGGGUUCAACACCAGUCAAUGGUUCUACAAUGACCCCGCGAGUCCCUGGAAUUAUCCUAAAUAACAUGCAAGCUUCAAUGGCUCUAUGGGAAUAUUACAACGCCAAUACCAUUAGAAGCAGAAGCGGACAAGCAGUAAUCUUCAAUGCAAGGGCAAGAAUACUAGAUGGAAGGCAAGCAAUUUAUACUAAUCAGGCACCAAUGGUGGCAUCCUACUCUUCUAGAGGCCCUGAUGUGAACAACGCACUUUUGCAAACAGCUGAUGUCCUCAAACCCAAUGUAAUGGCCCCGGGGUCUUCAAUUUGGGCCGCUUGGAGCCCUGACAGCGGGAGUGAUCAACUUAUCAAAGGGCAGAAUUUUGCACUGUUAACCGGCACCAGCAUGGCUACCCCCCAUGUAGCUGGCAUUGCUGCUUUAAUCAAACAUAAACACCCCAAGUGGAGUCCUGCUGCUAUUACAUCGGCAAUGAUGUCAAGUGCAGAUGUAAUGGAUCACUCUGGCUCUCCGAUCUUAGCACAAUCAACUACCGGACUAGUUGAGGCCACCCCAUUUGAUUUUGGUGCAGGAUUUAUCAACCCAGCUCGAGCUAUUAACCCAGGACUCAUAUUCAAUGCCUAUUUCCAGCAUUACGUACAAUUUCUUUGUGCUGUUCCAGGUGUUGAUGAUGAGUCUAUAAGACGAGUAGUAGGAAUUGGAUGCUCCACAGCCAGAAAAGCAUGGUGCUCGGAUUUAAACACUGCAAGCAUAACUGUUUCAAAUCUUGUUGGGUCAAGGAAGGUGAUCCGGCAAGUAACAAAUGUAAGUGGAAAAAAUGAAACUUACAGGGUGACUGUGAGACAACCAUCGGGCGUGAAAGUUACUGUUAAGCCGCAGGCUUUUGAUAUAGGGGGAAAUGCUUCAAUGCGGCUAAAGAUUGUAUUAAAAGCUACGGAAGCAACAAGAGCUUACUCAUUUGGAGAGAUGCUAUUGCAGGGAAGUAACAUGCAUGUCAUUAGAGUUCCUAUAGCCGUCUAUGUGAGCAACUCUAUUGGGUUUUGAAUUAUAAAUUUAGAGCUUAAAAAUGUGUGAAACAAACAUCUCCUCUUGAACCAAACGUUCUCGA